This is a messenger RNA of Rubroshorea leprosula, 1684 nucleotides long. The record is from the annotation of a GenBank genome assembly. Lineage: Eukaryota; Viridiplantae; Streptophyta; Magnoliopsida; Malvales; Dipterocarpaceae.
GUGCAUCCUUCCAUCUUUAUGUUCUAUGUUAUGAUCUUGUUAUAAGUUCUCUUUUACUACUAUUCUCAAAGUCCUCCCUCUAAACCUCCUCCCUCUAAACCUUCUUCAAAAACCUAACAAGGUAUCAAAGCCAGCCAUUUUCAGCUUCCCUUUGUGUUUGACGUUGGUUGUACUUUCAUCUGACAUUCUUUCCAUGAUUUAUGGUUACAUAUUUUCUACAAAAUUUAUUCUAACAUUUAAAUGAAAUAUUGUACUACAUAAAGUAACAUGAAAGGUAUAUUAAAACACUACCGCAUUGCAGCAAUCUCGCUGUCUUUUUCUAUCACAUUGCUGCAAUUUUGUUGACUAAUUGCAGCCUCUAUUUACGUUUCAUUUGCAUUUUAUUUUAGUUGUCUCCAUAAUAUUAGCUUUGUUUGCUGCACUUUUCUUUCCAUCAUGCAAGAUUUGUUGCUUCACAUUUUUCUCUAGACCUACAAAUGGAUCGGGUUAGAUAGAUUAAUAUUUUAAGUUCUCUUAAAAUAAGGGAUCGCAAGCAAGCUUAUGCAUGUUGACUUACUAUUGCUGCACUCUUCCAUGUUUAUGUUCUAUCAUGACCUUAAAAUAAGUUCUCUUUUCUUACUCUCCUCCAAGUCUUGCCUAUACCCUUUUCCCAAAAAACUCGACAUGGUAAUAUGGUAUCAUAACUUAAUGAUCUUGAGGGACUUGUAAGAGUGUAUAUUUUUUGAGGGAACACCUUUAAACUAGAAAACACCAUAAAUCCCAAAAGAUUCCAGACAUGUUCAUGCGUAACCCCUCUUGCUUGGCCAAAAUCUUUCAGCAAAAAGGGCUGUGAAGAUGAAGGCAUAUGUUAGUCCUAGCAUGGGAGAUGUCAAGCAAUGGAAAGCUGGAUUCAAAGAGGUGCUUAUGUAUGUUUAUAAAAUCAGUCCAAACGACAAGCUUGAUUGAUGGAAUGGGAAACUGAGGCCAAGAACUCGGUUUAUAAUAUGCUCUUCAUCCAUCUUUUAUGAUUGCAAUGCUACUUAUGUCCUACUUUUGCAAAGAAAACUCACCAUAUAUAUGGCUUUGAUGUUCUGAACUCCCACGGCUUUAUGGUGAAGGAGUUUGGUGAAGAAGCAGCCAAGACCAAGCACAAAAUCACAACUCCAGAAUUUAUUGAAGCAUCCAAGAGCAAAGCUGCUGCAAUUGAGUUGCUGAAAAUGUUUAAGGCUCCAGAAUUUGUGCAACAAGCAGAAAUUCAAGGAAGAUGGAUUUGAUUUUGCGGUAGGAGUUGAGAUAUGUGAGAAGAUGGUAUUUGGUAGCUAACAACAAAGCAAACCACAGCACGAAGGACUGAAAAUGGCAGAUUCAAUAUGCUAAGGCAAAAUUUUGUUCAUGCAGCUUUAAUUCCAAGGAGUUUGUUGGAGCUAUGGCAUGAAAGCUGCAAAUGGAAGUAGAGUGAAAUGCAUAUGCAACGAAAUGGGAGCUGCUAAAUGAUGCUGCAAAAUGACAGCACAGUAUCAGCGAAGUGACAAUAGCAUGGAGCUGCACACGGGCCGCAAUAAAUGGCAGCAACUUCUACAUUGUAGUGAAGUUGCAUUUAGUCAAUAUUUUAGGUAACCAAAACUCAUUGUGUAAGGUAAAAAAUAGGUGGAAAGUGAAGAAUCACCCCAAAAUUAUUAGGUUGCAGUAAAUUUAUGCUUGAGAA